Molecule: messenger RNA, 1469 nt
Organism: Chara braunii
Lineage: Eukaryota; Viridiplantae; Streptophyta; Charophyceae; Charales; Characeae
Source: the annotation of a GenBank genome assembly
CGGCAAACUAUUGUUGUCUCGGGUGGAACGACACUUGGAAAAAAGAUGGUUACAGUAGUUUUAAGUGUUUUGUGUUAUAUGUUUGGAUUGAAAGUAGUCAAUGGCUAUCAAUGUUUGGAGAAAAAAAAGAAGGCAAAAUUAUCGGAGCCUGUUUGACAUUUGGACAUGUGGGUUUUGUUGUGUUGAUUCACUCAAUAUGACGGGAGGAAGUGUCGAUCCCGCGAAUAGCAAUACAGGGGAUCGACGCAAUGAUAUUUUGGAACUCACACGAACCAUUCGAGAAACCGAUAAUCAGAAGGCACAACUGCCGAAGGUUCAAGUUUCUCUCUUCGAUGGCACUAAUGUCUCAGCAUGGGCGGACAAGUUUGAACAAUUGGGCAGUUGUUGUGAAUGGACGAGUGAGAAGAUGCUUCAAAUGGUAAAGCGGUAUUGUCAAGUUGGAUACAAAGAAGAAGUGUCGGAAUUGGUGCAAUCCUCGCGCGACUGGUCGGACGUCAAGACCAAAUUAUUGGAAAAGUACCAAUUGGGGGAUCAACUGCUCGACCUGGCUGACUUACGAAAAGUCAGUCAUCGGAAGUUUGGUACGACCAAGCAGUUUCUCACGGAGUUCGAACGAGUUGCUCGUUUAGUGUCAGAUCUUCCAGAUAAGGAUCGAUGCCUUAUCUUCCUCGAGAACUUUUUGGAAGUGGAGCAACGGAAAUUGAUUAAAGAUAUGGCUGGGCGAUACGACUGGCCAAAGAUCAAGAAAAAUUUGUUGGCUGGAAGCUUUGACCAGAUGCUUUACCGUCUCCUGAAGCAACAAAAGGAGGAUCGGAAAAAGGAAGGGGUAAGCGCGGACAAGGAUCAAACCGUUUACAAAAUUCUGACUGAUAUGCGAAAUAUGAUGGCUGACAUGAAGGAGGAAAGGUUAAAGUUACAAGUGAUGAUGGUCCAAACAAAAGGUGGAAAGAGGAAGGGGAAAGCACCCGUUGUGGAAGAAGUGAGCAGUAGCAGAAGUGAAGAGGAGGAUGAGGAGGAAGUGCAGCCCGCUCGGAAGCUGACCAAGGCAGAGCGGAAGGCCCUGAAUCAGAUACGAAUAAUGAAGGAGGCGAAAAAUGUGGUAAUCAAGAACAGGAAUAGGCGGCUCAAUGAAAGAAUAAUGAAGGAGGCGAAAAAUGUGGUAAUCAGGAACAGGCGGCUCAAACCCCUCCUCAGCAACCCCAACCCCAGGCAGGAGGCCGAGGCCGAGGUAGAGGACAGGGCAAUGGGGGAGGUCGAGGAAAUGGGGCCGACCGAGGCAAUUGGCAAAAUUGGUUUUGCAAGUAUUGUGGUCAAGAUGGGCAUGGGAUACGGUUUUGUCAGACUGUUACAAAAAAUGAGAACGAUAAGGUUAUAUAUACGAAUAUCUGAGGCGAGGUUUACGACUUCGAAGGAAAUCUUAUCGAUCCAAAUGUGGAAGGAGACAUGAGAAACAAAGCUUUCCGACGUAU